AUGCCUGAUGCGUGGGAUGACGAUUGGGACAAGGUCGCCGAUACAUCGGCCAAAUCUGCACCACCAGUCCAGACCCUUCCCAAACUCUCUCGCGCCGAACGUAAAGCACAGCACCAAGAGUUGAACAAACAAUUAUGGGAUGCCGCAGAACAGCCCGAACGUGCCUACUUUCUCGAAGCCAAGGGUGCUGCUCCCCUGAACUCCGACUUCAAGCCUCAAGUCAAGCUCUUGAGCCGCAGACCGACUCCCCAAAUCGCAAAUCGCAUGGCUGGUCUCAACCUGGAAGACGAAGAUGACAGCGAGGAGGAAGAGAGAAAGAGACAAGAAUCCUCUCUGGCCGAGAGACAACGCAAGGCUGCCGAAGAGCGCAAAGAAAAAGAACGUAAAUACGCAGAAGUUCGUGAGCGCUUGUUCGGCUCGCCAGACUCUUCCCGGGACCCAUCUGCCUCUCGCACUUCUUCCGCCAGAGGAGACAGAAAUUCACGGAGAGGCAACCGAGGCAGAGGUAACAGAACUGCUACCCCCAGAGACAGUCAGUCGAAUUCUCCCGCCGAUCAAUCUCCUGCAAGAACAAUCUACCAGCCAAAUCAACUCUUCGAUCCCACAUACGAACAGAAGCCGAGGAGCGUAGCUAGCCCGCGACUUGUUGUCGCUAGAGACGAACAACCUGUCCGCCAGCCCAGAGGUCCCGAAGGACGUGGUGGCUUUGGUUUCGCUCCCCGAGGCGGCAAGUCGAGUCCAUGA
Molecule: messenger RNA, 744 nt
Organism: Aureobasidium subglaciale EXF-2481
Lineage: Eukaryota; Fungi; Ascomycota; Dothideomycetes; Dothideales; Saccotheciaceae
Exons: 2
Coding region: 1-744 (247 amino acids)
Source: RefSeq, a predicted model, not a curated record